Molecule: messenger RNA, 1158 nt
Organism: Colletotrichum spaethianum
Lineage: Eukaryota; Fungi; Ascomycota; Sordariomycetes; Glomerellales; Glomerellaceae
Product: pre-mRNA-splicing factor slt-11
Exons: 2
Coding region: 1-1158 (385 amino acids)
Cellular component (GO): U2-type catalytic step 1 spliceosome; Prp19 complex; U2-type catalytic step 2 spliceosome
Molecular function (GO): pre-mRNA binding; U6 snRNA binding
Source: RefSeq, a predicted model, not a curated record
AUGCCACCACAAAUUAAACAGGACCUGAAUCGCUCAGGUUGGGAGUCGACUGAUUUCCCCUCCGUUUGCGAAAACUGCCUACCCGAGAAUCCCUACGUCAAGAUGCUCAAGGAGGACUAUGGUGCCGAAUGCAAACUGUGUACGAGACCUUUCACUGUCUUCAGCUGGAGUGCCGAUCGAGCCCACGGCCGAAAGAAGCGAACAAACAUCUGUUUGACCUGCGCGCGACUCAAGAACUGCUGCCAGGCAUGUAUGCUGGAUCUCUCCUUUGGUCUGCCUAUCGUCGUUCGCGAUGCUGCCUUGAAGAUGGUGGCCCCGGGGCCGUCAUCCGACAUCAACCGCGAAUACUUUGCACAAAACAACGAGCGCGCUAUUGAGGAAGGCCGUGCAGGAGUCGAAGAGUACGAGAAGACGGAUGAGAAGGCCAGAGAACUUUUGCGAAGGUUAGCGGCAAGCAAGCCUUACUUUCGAAAAGGCCGGCCCGUUGAAGGCCUUGACAACGAGGCUCAAACAGGUGCAAGCUCCAGUGGUGGGCUCGGCGGUAAUCCCGCUGUGGGUGCCGGUGUUGGUGGACCAGGUCCGAUCCGGACACGGGAUUCGAGGGCCGCAGCAGCAGCUGGAGCCAGGCCAGGCAGAUCGAAGCAGGCUUUCCCAAGUGCUGCCCAGUUGCCUCCUGGGCCGCAGGACUGGAUGCCACCAGCCGACAACAACAUCAUGUCCCUCUUUAUCACCGGCGUCGAAGAUGACCUGCCUGAGCACAAGAUUCGCGAGUUCUUCAAGGCGCACGGCAAGAUCAAGAGCUUGGUUUGCUCCCAUAUGUCGCACUGCGCGUUCGUCAACUACGAGACAAGGGAGGCGGCUGAGAAGGCCGCCGCGGCGUGUCAUGGUCGAGCUGUGAUCGCAGGAUGCCCUUUGCGUGUUCGUUGGGGCGUUCCCAAGGCCAUCGGCACCAUGGAUAAGGAGCAGCGGUCACAAAUGCUCAUGGACGCUCGACGAGGACGGGGAGGCGCACGGGGGGGAGACGGGAAGGGUGGGCAAAAACAGAUCACCAGUGGCUCUGGCGCUGGAGACGAUGCUCAAUCGUCGGCUGCACCGGUGGUUGCGCCACCCCCGGGUGCAGAUGAUGGUCCGAAGUACGCUAGUCUUCAAGGCGAUUAA